AUGGCAGACUCUCAGAAGUCAUCUCAAACCCUUCACUCGCAACAUACUCAGCAGCAGCCGACGAAGAGACCACUUCGCGAACAGCAGCAGCAGCAGAUGAUGCAGUCACAGCAACCAACGAGGUCCGGACGCGCGGUCGAGAUUCCUGACGACUCCACCGAAGCGAACAUCGACGACGCUCUCAUUGGCGCCGAUUCCGACGACGAAGACGCAAUCGACGACAGCAUGCCCGGAGCCCAGACUCCCGGUGCUUUCAAGACCAAACUCACCAAGCUCCCUCCGCCUCGCGGGCGAACCUCACGCCGCAAUCAGUCCAUGCCUGCUGACCCCAGCAAGAGCUCUCAGACUAUACGCCCCUUCCCAUCCUCCUCCAACAUCGUCAAGAAUAUCCACGCUGGCACCUGCGCCCGCCCUGAUCGCCUCCUCUCACUGGCGUUUGCCAUUCCACACGACUUCGUGAGGGACCCAGAAACUGGCGAGACAGAGCCUCAGGUGCUUCAGAAGAGAUACGAUGAGGCUUGGUUUGCAGGAAUCACAGACCAGAAAGAUUUGGUGAAGAGGGUAAACAGCCAGCCUAUCGCAUGGUUGGACGUCUUGGACAACGCUGCAAUCAUGGAUGACCACGAGAAUGAGACUCUGCGAGUCGAGAUGGACGAAAUGGAAAAGGACAACGCGGAACUCAAGGAGACAUUGUCUAAAGCCAGAUCUGAUCUUAUCUCUGACCGGAGCACGAGCAUCGCGGAGGAGGCACAGAACACCAUAAAUUCGCUUAUGGAGCAGACCGAGGUGGCCGCAAACAAGAUUGAGAAGAUCCUUGCCGACAAGAAGGAGUUGAAAAAAAUCAACAACAACCUGCAGGUGUCGCUGGAUACGGCGCAGCAGUCGCUCUCGAAGGCGAGAGCUCAGAGCCAGACCCUCUACAACACUCAGCAAGCUAUGACAGGCAUGACUUUGCAGUUCGCGUACCUCGCAGACCUCGUCAAUGAUCUUGAUGAUGGUACGAAACUCAUCAAGUUCUUCGAGACCAACCCAGGGUUCGGCAUGAGCCACGAGGAAUACCUGGAAACGAAUACUGCCGCUCUCCGGGAUGAGCUGAGCCUGCCGAAGUUCCGCGACAACGUCCACAAGGACGACACGCCCAUUACUCCGGUCGCGGCUCGCAACAACCGGUUGUCCGCGAUCCUCGCGAAAGACGACUCAGACGAUGAAGUCGCGCCGUCGCCGAGCAAAGUGCGACGUGUCCAAUUGAACGACACUCCUCACGGCCUGGGCGUUCGUGACCGAGACCGACACCCCUCCGCGGGUCACACGCCGAGCCGUCGGCUGGGACGCACGGAACUCCCUCCUCUCCACCGCAACGAUGGGGCAACAGUCGCCUCGUCUCAUCGCCAGACCGAUGCUCCUCUACGUCGCCGUGAAGUAAGCCUCGUCCAGCCAUCCGAACCCUCGUCCCGAUCCGACUACAACAACAGGUACUCCAUGAAGCUGCCUAUCCCAUUCUCAGGAGAGAACAAGAAAGACGACAUCGGCUACGCCGAGUGGCGACAGAAGAUGGAUUUCUGCCUAGACAACGACGAGUCUUUGGACGAACACCAGAAGAUUGUCGCAUGCAUCAACAACACUACCGGACCAGCUUUUGCGAGGGUCGGCAGCGCGCUGGUGAUGCAGACAUUCAGGACCUACAUCGACGUUCUCGGACAGCUCGACGACUCUUACGGCGAACACCACAUGGCCGAGAAAUACCGCAAAGCCUUCACGGCUCUCGCAAUGAAAGACAAGGAAAAAUUUGACGACUUCUGGACCUCUUUCAUGACUUAUGCACCGUACACCGAGUACUCCGACGUCGAACUCAUUCGCCAACUGAAGGAGAAACUCAACAAGAGAUACAGGGCUGACAUUCGCGGAAUGCGCUUCGCAAACCUCAACGCUAUGAAGACCCACCUCCGCGAUGUCGAACUUGACUGGGAGGAUGAGGAACCAUCGAAGGGCGGCAACGGCGGCAACGGCAGCACAGACAAGAAACUCUCUGACAGCCUCGCGAGGAUCAACAAGACUUUGAAGGAGGACUACGACUGGAAGAAGCUCAACCGGCAGUUCAAGCCCGUCACGGCGCAGGAAUUCAAGGACAAGACCAACUGUUUCGCUUGCAAGGGCGCUGCUCACAACCGAUUCUCAACGGCUUGCCCACUGGAGAAGCACCGCCUGGACAGAACUAAGGAUCGCAAGCCCAACGUCAGCUCUGUUGAAGUCGCAGCCGAGCUCCCAGCGAACAACUCGGGAAAAGAGUAGCUCCUGUUCAGAGGUGUACUGAACAGGAGACCAACAUCUCACCAGAGCGAGGCAAGUCCCCUCUAACACAACCCCUCACAACUACAGACAUGCUCCCGGUCAUUUCGACAGUAGCCAUUCAGGUCCCUUCGUGGAUGCCUCCGAUCGGCGAACACAUCGUGGUCCAUGGGAUGGCAGACGGUCACCUAGUCCGAUGCAUGAUCGACACUGGAGGGACAUCAAUAUUUGCAAACACGGCCUUUGCGAAGCGACACCUGCAACGCAGUCGCCUUCCGAGAUCAUUGCCAGUUUCCGGCCACAAAGGCCUUCCUGAAAAGGAGCCUCUCACUCAGGUCGCUCACAUUCAGGACUUGGAUCUUAAUG
Zymoseptoria tritici IPO323 is the source of this 2652-nucleotide messenger RNA. RefSeq lists its product as uncharacterized. The record is from RefSeq and is a predicted model, not a curated record. The transcript has a single exon. The coding region runs from base 1 to 2289 and encodes 762 amino acids. Lineage: Eukaryota; Fungi; Ascomycota; Dothideomycetes; Mycosphaerellales; Mycosphaerellaceae.